AUGACUUCCAACCGUGUUUAUAACUGGACUGUUGUAGUUCUUACCUGUCAGCAUAAAGAUAGCGUCCGUGCCGUCCAAAGAGAGUUGGAGAUCCGACAGCAGCGUAGGAUCCUGCCUUCCACAGCCCUGCUUCUUACUGUCCCUGACCCACAGCAGCACGUGGGCAGUGGAGGGGCCACACUUAAUGCGCUGCUGGUGGCUGCUGAGCACCUCAGUGCAAGAGCAGGUUAUACGGUGGUGACAGCGGAUGUUUUAUAUGAUGCUCACAUUCUCAUUCUGCACACGGGCAGGGAUUUUCCCUGGGAUGGCUGCGGUCGGGCAUUCUGCUGGAUGCCUGUCACUACAGCUGAGCAACAUGUUGAGGGACCCGUUUGCUGUUUAGAUAUUCUACUGGAUUGCCUCUCUUCCAAGGUAUGUGUUGGCUCUCCACCAGGUGUCUGGGUGUGUAGUACUGACAUGAUUUUGAAUAUCCCGACUACACCAGGGAUCUCAUGGGAAGGCUUUUCAGGGGUGCGGGUUGUGUCUUUACCUGGUGAAGUGUCUUUUGCUACAAACCACGGAGUCUACGUCACAGAUCCAGAGGGUGGAGUAUGUGAUAUCAUAUAUCGUGGAUCAGAGGAGAAGAUUCGCUCUGUUGCACUGCCUGAUGGAAAAGUGCCUCUGGUAUCAGGUCCUGUGUUUUUCUCCAGCGCUGUGUCUGAAAGACUUUUACAAACUCAUGUCAUGCCACCUCUGGAUGGCUGUACUUACCUGGGCAUGGACUCCGGAGCACCACCGUUACAGAUUUCUCUCUUUCUGGACAUUCUGAUGUGCCUUUGCUCAGAUCUUACUGAAGCUGAAUUUGUUAAUGGAGAGAGAGUAGGCUGCAGUUCACCGACGGGUCCACAAGGGGCAGUAGUGAAGAGUGCUCGUUCCGUGCUGUGGAGGACUUUAAGAGGAGUUUUGCUUUCUAUGGUGUACAUUCCUGAAGGGCGUUAUGACUACCUGACAAUGUCUGGCAGAGAACACGUUGUUCGCCUGAUAGAAGCAGGCUCAGAGAAACUGAUUAAUUCCCACAUACAGCAGUUGCAGGCUGUGAGUGAGGACAGUAGAGUGAUUAACAGUGUGCUUGAUGGAGAUGUUCGGGUUGCAUCUGGGGCAGUGGUACAACAUUGCCACCUACAGGGCCCAAUCCUGGUGCCCUCUGGGUGCCUCCUGUCUGGCCUGAAUCUGACCUCAGAGGUUCCUGCACAGCACCAGCCACUGAUCAGCAACAUCAUCGUGCAGGGGCACAGAGUACAUCUUGGAGAGCUGAAGCUAACAGUCUUCACUGUGUUUGGAGUUUAUGACAGUUUGGAGGCUCAGAGUGAUGAAGUUGCAGCUUUAUUCCUCAAUCAAACAUGGAAUGACUUCUGUAGCCGCAGAGGAAUAAAGCAGGAGGAGUUAUGGGGAGCAGAGAGUGGAGUGAGUCGGACUCUCCUGGAUGCUCGCUUGUUUCCAGCAUUCACACCCCGGGGUGGAGCAGUGGGGCUGGAGGGUGUGAGCUUUCUUCUGUGUGGCUCUGGAAACACAGAGAGCUGGAGAUCAGCGUGGAGACUUUCGCUCAGGGAGGUGCUGUCUCUUACUGACCAGCAGGAGGAACUGCAGUGGAGAGAGCAGCUGAUGUUCAGUGCAGGACAGAGGAGAGCCGUAGAGGCCUUAAAGAACCACACAAACCUUAAUCUUUUGCCCUUAAUAAGAGCUGCAGUUCUGCAAGGCAGGCAUGAGGAACUACUUAGCACCCUUGACUCUGUGGCGUCUGGCAGUCAUGCUGAUAUGGGUGUAGCUGCACGCACUCUGGCAUGCAUUGCUGAUGUUCUUGGUUGCAUGGCCAGUGAGGGAAAAGGGGGGUUGAGGAGCGGCCCGGCUGCUAAUCCUUCCUGGGCUUCUGCUUUUAGUCUGCUGGAGCGGGGUUUGCUGGAGGCUGGUGUCCAGGAACUGGCUAAUCAGAGAGUCCACUGGCUUAGCAGACCAGAUCUGUUGGUAAGAGCUGCGAGACAUUAUGAAGGUGCGGGCCAGAUACUUUUAAGGAAGGCGGUGAUGUCAGCACGCCAGUUUGUGCACAUUGGUCAGAGCCAGAUGUCACCAGUGGGAGUGUGGCAGGAAGUAGAGUGCCCAGCCAGACUGGACCUCUCUGGUGGCUGGAGUGACACUCCUCCCAUUGCGUUUGAGCAUGGCGGUGUGGUGGUGAAUGUGUCCGUGAAGGUGGAUGGUAAACGGCCAAUUGGAGCUCGAGUGAGGCGCAUUCCAAAACCCGAGCUGGUGUUAGUGAGCAAAAGCGGGCCCCCAGACUGCAGCAUAACUACGCAAACAGUGUGUAAGGAGCUCACUGAUCUGGAGGACUACUGCCAACCCCAUGCGCCUGGUGCAUUGUUAAAGGCAGUGUGUGUGUGCAGUGAGGUGGUGUCUUUAUCGUCUUCUUUAUCUUUGGAGCAGCAGUUGCUGCGUUGUUGUGAAGGGGGACUGGAGCUACACAGCUGGUCUCUCCUGCCUCACGGUUCAGGACUGGGUACAAGCAGUAUCUUGGCUGGUGCACUCCUGGCGGCUGUGUACAGAUGUACUGGACGGAGCUAUGACACAACUUCUCUCAUCCAUGCUGUGCUAUACCUGGAGCAGAUACUUACUACAGGUGGAGGCUGGCAGGACCAGGUAGGCGGGCUUGUAGGAGGCAUUAAGAUGGCACGCUCCCAAGCCUCCCUGCCACUCAGAGUAGAGGUGGAGCAGCUCUCACCUACCCAGCACUUUCUCACUGGUUUGCAACAGCGCCUUCUUCUGAUCUAUACUGGAAAAACACGGCUGGCACGCAACCUGCUACAGGAUGUGGUGCGGAAUUGGUACAGCCGACGUCCAUCGAUUGUACAGAACGCAAAGCAGCUGGUGAGCAAUGCUGAAAACUGUGCACGGGCCUGCGCAGAGGGGUCUUUUCCAAAACUAGGGGCCUGUAUAAACCACUACUGGGAACAAAAGAAGGUAAUGGCUCCAGGCUGUGAACCAGCUGCAGUAAGAACCAUGAUGGAUGCCCUUCAGCCUAUUUCCUUAGGACAAAGUCUGGCAGGGGCAGGAGGUGGUGGCUUCCUGUUUAUACUGACACGUGAUGCCCAACAGGAGGAGAAAGUGCAACAGAUCCUGAACAGCACACAGGGUCUUGAAGAUUUCAGUGUACACUCAGUAGAGCUGGACAUGGAGGGGAUCACAGUGCUAGAUCAAAGCACAGGACAUGCUGAGUGACCCGCAAAAUCCAUCUACAGCAUCAUACACCGAUCGGGCAUAACAUUAAAACCACCUCCUUGUUUCUACACUCACUGUCCAUUUUAUCAGCUCCACUUACCAUAUAGAAGCACUUUGUAAUUCUACAAUUACUGACUACAGUUCAUCUGUUUCUCUGCAUGCUUUGUUAGCCCCCUUUCAUGCUGUUCUUUAAUGGUCAGGAGCCCCACAGGACCACUACAGAGAUGAUCGCUCAUCUAUUGCUGCUGUUUGAGUUGGUCAUCUUCUAGACCUUCACCAGUGGUCACAGGAUGCUGCCUACAGGGUGCUGUUGGCUGGAUAUUUUUGUGAAACAAUAUUGUGGGUAAGAAGAACAUUUGUCCAGGUGGUCAGAUGUAAUCCAAGAAUUACCCAUGAAUUAAAGGAUGCACAAAGGUACACUGCUUACAUUCAAGCUUUCUUAGCACAAUGCAUUUAAAGGCUGGUGUGCAAGUAAAAAUCCUCUGAUCUUGCUACUUAUUUUGUAAAUACUCGACAGGCCGGAUUAAACAGCCUAACGGGUCGUAGUUUGCCUACCACUGUCAUAGAGCAAGCACAGGCACACAGAUAUGCCUGUGCACAGAUUUUCUUCUUGAAGAAUGUUCCAUCAUCCCAACACAAACCAUUCAGCACUUUCAAGAAGGACUGAACGUCUUCUGGAGGAAACAAUGUCCUAAUAUACACUACAUGGACAAAAGUAUUGGGACACCCCUUUAAAUUAUUAAUGUGUUUCAGUCACAACCAUUGCCAAUGUGUAAUAAAUCAACUAUUUAACAGAAAUG
Molecule: messenger RNA, 4046 nt
Organism: Trichomycterus rosablanca
Lineage: Eukaryota; Metazoa; Chordata; Actinopteri; Siluriformes; Trichomycteridae
Product: L-fucose kinase
Exons: 24
Coding region: 1-3246 (1081 amino acids)
Biological process (GO): GDP-L-fucose salvage
Molecular function (GO): ATP binding; fucokinase activity
Source: RefSeq, a predicted model, not a curated record